Prosopis cineraria is the source of this 1097-nucleotide messenger RNA. Its product is annotated as aminotransferase ALD1, chloroplastic-like. Gene Ontology annotation, molecular function: L-lysine:pyruvate alpha-transaminase activity; pyridoxal phosphate binding. Gene Ontology annotation, biological process: L-pipecolic acid biosynthetic process; systemic acquired resistance, salicylic acid mediated signaling pathway. The record is from RefSeq and is a predicted model, not a curated record. NCBI's taxonomy places the organism in Eukaryota, Viridiplantae, Streptophyta, Magnoliopsida, Fabales, Fabaceae. Gene Ontology annotation, cellular component: chloroplast.
AUGAUAAUUUACAAGCUGUCAUGCAGUUUGAAGAAUCAAGUACUGAGACUUGGAAGUUGUAUCAAGGUACUCCGGAAUGUAAGCAUGGAGAAACUGCAACAUGGUUAUUUGUUUCCAGAGAUUGACAGACAUGAGUUUAUGUACAAAGAGAAGUAUCCACAUGAGAAAGUGAUAGACCUCGGACUUGGUGAUACUACAGAGCCCUUGCCAACAGUUAUUACAUCUAGCAUGGUCGAUUUUGUGCAUGGCCUUUCAACAAUAGAAGGUUAUAAAGGAUAUGGACCUGAGCAAGGUGAAAAGGCUUUGAGGAAAGCAAUUGCUAGUGCAUUCUAUAAGGAUCUAGGUAUAAAGCCUAUUGAGGUUUUCGUAUCAGAUGGUGCUCAAUGUGACAUUACCCGUCUUCAGCUGCUCCUGGGUUCGAAUGUAAAGAGAGCUAUCCAAGACCCAUCUUUUCCGGCUUACGUAGACUCAAGUGUUAUAAUUGGUCAGACUGGCAACUUUCUAGCUAAAUCUGGCAAGUGAAACAUAGAGUACAUGAAAUGCGGGCCCCAAACGAACUUCUUUCCAGAUCUAUCUACUGCUCCAAGGGCAGAUAUUAUUUUCUUCUGUUCUCCAAAUCCCACUAGUCAUGCAGCAACAAGGAAGCAAUUAGAGCAAUUUGUCGAUUUUGCCAAAGUGAAUGGAUCAAUCAUUGGCUUUGCUGCAUAUUCAGCAUAUAUCACUGAUGAUAGUCCCAAAUCAAUCUAUGAAAUUCCCGGUGCCAGAGAGGUUGCAAUUGAAAUUUCAUCCUUCUCCAAGUUUGCGGGAUUCACAGGUGUCCGCCUUGGUUGGACAGUAGUCCCUGAAGCUCUAUACGCUAAUGGAUUUCCUAUUUUACAUGAUUUCAAUCGCAUAAUGUGCACUUGCUUUAAUGGAGCGUCCAACAUUGCUCAGGCUGGUGGAUUAGCAUGUCUCUCACCAGAGGGCUUUAAGGUUAGCUAAAGCCUAAAAGUCCCAAAGGGACACAUGCAUUUCAAGGCACCCUUGCUUUUUUCUUCUGUUUCAUGCUUAUAUUCCUGAUUUAAUGCACAAUUCUGUGUCUAGCAUGCUGUUCUGCU